UUAUUUUUCUAUAAAUUAAACUAGCUACAACAUUAUACCCACAUUUCCCAAACAAACCAUUUUACUACAGAUUUUUACGCCAUUCACAUUCUCUCGGUGUCCUCUAUUCUUCAUCAAGAAGGCAUCAUCCAUGGCUAAUAAGUUCUUAGCCAUCCUCUUCUUAUCCCUCCUGGCCAUCUCUUUGCUUCAAACCACUAUUUUGGCGAAAGAAGGGCAUCACCAUGGCCAUGGUGCUGGAAGUUUGAAAAGCUCUCAAUGCCCCGGACAGUGCAUAAGAAGAUGCAGCAGGACCCAGUACCACAAACCUUGCAUGUUUUUCUGUCAGAAAUGUUGUGCAAAAUGUCUCUGUGUCCCACCGGGUUAUUAUGGUAAUAAACAAGUUUGUCCUUGCUACAACAACUGGAAGACAAAGGAAGGCGGUCCAAAAUGUCCCUAGAUUGUUCUUACUAUAAUUGAUUAUUUUUACUACAAUUUACUGUAGUAAUUUACCAUAUAUUGUUAUAUUUUUAUCAACCCAUAUCAUAUAGGUAUAAGGCUAUUAUGGUCUUUUAGUUGUUGGGGUUCAUUUGAUUAUUGUAAGAUGGACCAAUGAAUUAUGAAUAUGUGAAAAUAGUUUGAUUGGUCUCCAAUAUUGGGGCCAGUGUUCUCAUGCUUUAGAGCAUCGGGUAUAGAACGAAAAUGUCGAACCCUGAAUGCUUA
Erigeron canadensis is the source of this 699-nucleotide messenger RNA. Its product is annotated as gibberellin-regulated protein 6-like. The record is from RefSeq and is a predicted model, not a curated record. The transcript has 3 exons. NCBI's taxonomy places the organism in Eukaryota, Viridiplantae, Streptophyta, Magnoliopsida, Asterales, Asteraceae. Bases 131 to 436 code for a protein of 101 amino acids.